This is a messenger RNA of Lactuca sativa (garden lettuce), 1831 nucleotides long. NCBI's taxonomy places the organism in Eukaryota, Viridiplantae, Streptophyta, Magnoliopsida, Asterales, Asteraceae. The record is from RefSeq and is a predicted model, not a curated record.
ACGGUUGGUCCCUAUGGUUUGCUCUUACUUGCACGCUUCGUCCCUGGAAAGAAUUUUUAACUCGGACAAUCCCUAUAACUUUAUUUCGUUACCCGCCUAGUCCUUCAGUUAACUUUCCGUCUUAUUUGGGGUUAGGAACUACUCACGUGAGUGGCACGCUGGGGGCAUUUUUGUCCUUUCAACCCUACAAUAUAUUAGCGCCAUUUAGAAUACAGACCGAUGGUUUUACGAUUCCGAUCAUCGUCAAACCAAAACACACACAAACACACACUUGUCAGACGAAUUCCCUUUCUUCUCUCAAACGAAAACCCUAGUCGCUAGCUAAAACUUUGUAUGCUUUUCCAAAUAAUCAACAAUGCCGGUUUGGAAUUUAAGUGAAGCACGAGGACGGAUGAUCAGUGAAGCAGAAGUUCGUCUUCAAUAUGGUGAUCAUCCGACCAUGUUUUGCAUGCUAUUAAACCAUGGUGGAAAGUUUACUGAUUUUCCUGGAAGGAAGUAUGUAAACGGAAAGAGACAUUACGUUGACUUAAUAGACAUCGAGACUUUCUGUGUUCACGAUAUUGAUGACAUGAUGGUGAAACUUGGGUAUAUCGAUGAAAAUCUACAUGUGGAGAUGUACUAUCAUUUUCGAAGGCCACUGUGCGAUUUGGAUUUUGGCUUGUUUGCUUUAGCUUCAGAUGAUGAUGUAAGGCAUUUAGCAAAAUAUGUUGGCCAGCAUAAGCUAAUAGAGGUGUAUACAGAGCACGGGCAAACGAAAUUACACACAUACUCGAUGUCACCAAACCCAUCUAAGGUACGUAUAGUUGAGAUUGAUUGUACCCCAAAAAGAUUGUUUUUGGAAUGGCAUGAUACACAAGUUGAGCCUAAUGAUGUGUUGACAUUUGAGCCUAAUAGAAACAACCCUCCUGUUUCACCUACUAGAAAUGAGCCUUCAAUUGACAAGGUGGACAUGGUAAGUGAUAAUGCAAACAUCAUGGAAACUGAAAUUGAACAUAGUAGUGAUGAUAAUAGCAGUGGUGAUGAGAUCAACAGUGGUGAUGAUAGUGAGAGUCAAGAUGGUGACUUUCUUCUAGACGAAGACAAUAUCAUUGAUGAUGUUGAAGUUGACAUGAGAGAAUUCCACUUGAAUGUUGACCCAGAUGUUGAGUGGAUUGGAGGUGCUUCUAAAAGAAAGAAUCAUGUAGUUACAGAAGAUGGGAAUGAAGCAGACCUUGAAGUUAUAGAUAUGGAACUUUUCUUGUCCGACUCUUCAUCGGAUGAUGGGAUCGAAGGAGAAAGAAACAAAAAGAUUAAAGCUAUUAGAAGGGCGCAUGAGAACGAAAAUGCUCAAGUCAGUGAGCCUUUCUAUUUAUAUCAGAAAUUUAAUUCGUCAAAGGAGUUUAAAGAUAUGGUUAACCAACAUGCAAUAGAUACAAGAAGGGAGUUGGAUUUUGAGAAGAAUGAUAAAAACAGAGUAAGGGUUGUAUGCAGGGGAACCAUAACAAGCCUAGGUGGUGGGACCGGUCAAGAAGUAGUCAAUGAAGAAGGUAAGUGUCCUUGGGUUCUUUUAGCCAGUAAGUGGAAACACGACAAGGAUUGGACAGUUAAAACAUAUGUUAGUGAACAUAAAUGUCUUCAAACAAGAAAGGUUAGGGCUUGUGAUUACAAGUUUCUUUCAAAGCAAAUUCUACAACUGGUGGAAGCAAACCCAAAAAUUCCAGUCAAGGCUUUAAGGGAACAACUUCAACGUAUCUACAAAGUAGAUAUUUCUAAGAUGAAAGCCUUUAGGGCAAGAGAAGCAGCCUUAAAAAUUAUCAGGGACUCAAAACCCAGACACCACUAUCAAGCUUGA